This is a messenger RNA of Coregonus sp. 'balchen', 4872 nucleotides long. The record is from the annotation of a GenBank genome assembly. NCBI's taxonomy places the organism in Eukaryota, Metazoa, Chordata, Actinopteri, Salmoniformes, Salmonidae.
AAAAUAUCCCCUUACUCCUGCAAACACCAACACAAAACUUUCUUUGCAGCCAACAAACCUUCGGAGACUGGGACUUUCACUAGAUAUUUCACAGGUAAGACUGGAGUUGUCCAUUCAUUGGGAUAUUUGAUAGUAACGAAGGGGCUUUAAAACCUUUCAACUUAUCAUUGCAAUGUCAUUCCUGUCUGUAUGCCUAUAGUUUAGGAAGUGUCUGUUGAUCUAUGCAGACUGCAGUGACAUGUGUUUUUCAGGUUCAUGGUGUUUCUUUUUUAUUUCUGUAGGAAUGGAGGACGUCGAUAGAUGUGAGGAGGAGCUCAUUGAGUAUGCCAUUCGAGAGAGUAUUCGAGAUUCAUCAAUAGACAGGUAUUCAGAAGAUGGAGAAGAUUACAUCCAUGUAUUAUUUGCACAUCUCACAAUAAGUAUGUUACCUCUCCCUGACUUAGUUUACCCAUUUCUCAACAGCAUACAAACAGUCAGUGGUGACUAUCUGAGGAUAGUGACUGCCAUCGAGCAAGGUAGGACUACCCCUCACCGACCAUUCCUUUGAAACUGCCCUAGCCCAACCCUUGCCCUUCAGCCAUUAACCCCUAACCCUAGUUUUAUGUCCACAUCAGGGUUCAACCUUAACCUUAGCCAUAACCCUAGCCAUAACCCUAACCUAGGGUUCUGUGUGGUGUCUCUCCCUAGGUGAUGUGUGUACCCUGCAGGAGCUUUCUGGUUUGCAGGCAUUCACAGAGAGGGACAGCAGAGGGUGGCUUCCCCUACACAGAGCCGCCGUGCAGUCCCAGGAACAGGUCUUGAAUCAGGUCCUGCUGGGUGAGAGGCCCACAUACCACCAGCAGUACCGCACAACUAGUACCUCAAAUACCAGUAGCCACUUACAGUACUGCUUCUAUAACACUCUGCCACUGGGAUAUUAGGUACUAAUGAAGCACCUAAUACAUGUGUUUAAUUCCCAUUAUUGUUGCAGCUUCCUUUGAUGUGACUGUGGAGGAUGUGACUGCAGACGGGGACACAGCAUUGAUUCUGGCUGUUCAAGAGGGUCUGCUGGAGAACGUCAGGACUCUACUGCAGCAUGGAGCGUCUCCACACAAAACCAACAGCCUGAACGAGUCCCCACUGCUGCUCGGUAACACACACACUCAUACACACACACAGUCACACACACUGGCACUGCACUAUACUGUAUUCAAGCACUGUUAUAAUAAUAUAAUAAUAAUAAUAAUAUGCCAUUUAGCAGACGCUUUUAUCCAAAGCGACUUACAGUCAUGCGUGCAUACAUUUUUGUGUAUGGGUGGUCCCGGGGAUCGAACCCACUACCCUGGCGUUACAAGCGCCGUGCUCUACCAGCUGAGCUACAGAGGACCACAUGUUCUAUGUUGUCAAUCAAGCAAGCAUGUGCUGUUUUGUUAUGUGUUGUCCUGUGUUGAUGUGUGUUAGCGGUGAGACAGGGAUCAUAUGACAUGGUGUCCACUCUGAUCAUUUGUGGGGCCUUCGUGGAACAGGUGUGUCUGAAGAAGUGGAUGGCCAUUCACGAGGCAGCAAAGGUGAGUUGGAGUUACACCGGUAGUCUUGUUUAUAUUACUGCCUCAUCAAGGUGCUGGAAUGCCAAAACAUGUCAUAAAAAACAAUGUUUUAUUGUAAUUCCCUUUUCCUUAAAAAGUGUGCGUGAUAUCUUGCCAGGUGGGCUGCAGUGCCAUCCUGGUGCUUCUGCUAAGACAUGGGGCCAAGGUGACAGCUGUAGAUGGGCACAAUGUCACCCCGCUGGGCAUCGCAGCAGAGUACGCCCACGCCGAGGUCCUGGAUAUACUCAUAAAGAACGGUACGAGCCAAUCAGAGGCCUUAGAUUGACCUUGAUGAAUAAUGUACAUUUUCAAAAUAUAUUGUCAAAACAAAAGGCAAAUAAACAUUCUCGAAGAAUAGCCAAAAAUACAAUUACAAGGAACUGAAAAAUAGUUUAAUGUAAAUAUCAGUUAUACGUAAACGUUUGACUUGAACACAAGUCUACAGGACUACAGUAGGGUUAAUCAUCCUCCUUCCCCACCAGGUGGCGACGUGAAUGCCAAGGCAUAUAACGGAGACACUGUUCUGUACGAUGCAGCCGGCUCAGGGAACCUGGACUGCAUAGACCUCCUCCUGCAAGCUGGAGCCAACCCUAACAUAGCCAGUCUGGCCUGCCAGCUGCCCAUACACAGAGCUGCCUAUGAGGGACACAUCCUGUGAGUGGCUCACUCUUACUACGUGGGACACUGUAGCUCAGCUGGUAGAGCAUGGCCCUUGCAACGCCAGAAUUGUGGGUUUAGAUUCCAAGGACGUAAAAUAUCCCAUAUGUCAAAUGUAUGCACGCAUGACUGUAAAUUGCUUUGGAUGAAAGCGUCUGCUAAAUGGCAUAUAUUACUAACAGUCUAGAACAGGGAUGUACUGUACAGCUACUGGAGAGCGUGCUGGUCUUUGUGGCAAUCAAUUGAUCAAGACAUGUAUUUGGCUAGAGAGUUAUCUGAUUAUCCAGUUCUUAGAAAGUGUUGUCCCUGAGGAAUUGUCCAUCCCUGGGUCUAGAAGCAGUUGUUCAGUUCAUAGUCUAGAUCCUAUUUCAACAACAUAAUCAAUAGUGAUGGUAUAGUCAACAAUCUGAUCUAUGAUGUUGUGUUUGUCCCAGUGCUCUGAGGACCUUCAUCCCCAUCACCACUAAGAGAGCCAUCCGUCUGUCUGGCCAGAGCCCAGUCCACUCUGCAGCAGAUGGCGGCAAUGUUGACUGUCUGGAGCUGCUCAUAGAGAAAGGCUUUGAUGUCAACGCUCAGCUGGACACACACAUCUCAGGUACAAUCCAUGGACACACACAAACCAGGUAGUACAAUUGGGCACACACAUGGACACACAAUCUCUUUUAUAAAGGAGCCCUGCCCAAGUGGCAGGUGCUUGUAACUCCAAAGUUGUGAGGUUGAUUCCUGUGUGACAUGGCUAAUUGAGUGACUGUCAGUGACUGACAUAACAAGAGAAAAACUGCUGAUGCACAACCACAUUUACAAAAUUGCACCUGGUGUAUUCUACUAUUCUGACUUUCAACCCAGACUGAGUUCCUAGCGGCAGGGGGCCCUAAGCAACCGCUUAUGUCGCUUAUGCCUGAGGCCGGCCCUGCAUAUAGGCUUCUUAUUAUAAACGUGUUAAAUGUAAGAUGUUUUGGAUAAGAAUUAAACAAAAUGGAUCAAUUGAUCAUGUUGUUAUAACUGUGUUUCCAGAGAACUAUGGGGACAUGAGGCGGAGUCCGCUCUACUUCGCCGUAUCAAACAGUGAUGUCACCUGCACAGAGAUGCUGCUGGCUGCCGGUGCCAAAACUGACCUGGACCCGUUACGCUGCUUCCUGGUGGCUGUACGCGCUGGGAGGUAUGAGACCGUAUCUGAAUGGGUAACUCAAGACCGUGGUAGACCACUGAACUAAGCCUAGGUGUUAGCUUUGGGAUAACGCAAGUCUUCAUGUCUCCGUCAGGGAAGGUUUUUCCUUACUUGAGAGUAGCCCAUGUUUCACAAACUAACUCUGCAAUAGCUAUAAAUGAAACUGAAUGGAGCACAGCAGUGAUGUCACCAACUUCUAUCUAUUGGAACAGUUUGUUGGCUCCCAUGCUAGGUCCCAUGAAUUUGUUUAUUUUUUAACGCUUCUGCUUGGAAUUAUGACGUUGUCUUAACCUUUCAUCUUCAACCUAGUGUCCAUGUAUUGCUACUUCCUGGUCUCUUCUAUGACAUCACCUGUCUAACCCGAUCCCAUCCCUCCCCAGGUAUGAGCUGGUGCGUCUGCUAUUGUCCAGUGGUGCCGAGGUCAACUGCUACUUCAGAAUGAUCAGUGACACAGUGUUUCCCACCGCGUUGCAGUACUGUCUCAGAGAUCACAUGAUGCUGCGCCUGCUGCUCAACAACGGCUACGACGUAGACAAGUGCUUCCUGUGUAACCACGGCAACGGACAGGAUAUGGACUGCGACUCCUGGGUCGAUUACCACCAUAACCAUAGAAUAACUUUAUUUUAUAACCAGGACUACAGAGCCUCGGUAAGUCCUGUAGGCCAACUCUUGGUCUAUUCCAGUAGACCAGGAGUUGGCCCCCAAUCUUUGAUUUAGAAUAGAGGAAGUAGGUAAGUCCUGGAUCUGGAGGGAGGCAGGUACUGUAUUUUUGUUCUGGGCUGGAACAAAAGCCUGCACACACUGUGGUCCUCUAGGACCAGGGUUGGCCGCCGCUGAUGUAGAAUGUGUUUGUCUAACUUAGAACAUAACAGCAAGUGUAGCUAAUACCUUGUCCAGUUCCAGUACUUGUCCUUCUGAUGUCAGUCUCGCUGUCCUGUUCGCUCUCUGCUCCAGUUCUGUGAAAUAAUCUCCCUGUCGUCGGUGGUCAACCUGGCGGGGAGUGUGGUACAGAUGCUUCUGGACUACGUCAGGCACCCACGUAUCUGCCCCAACCUCCUACGGGUCCUGGAGAAACAGAAAGAGUGGCCAGACAUCUGUGACAUUCUGGGUAAUGCAGCAUCAUUGCUAAUAAUCAUAAUCCACUCCCUCUUAUAAUCACAAAUACAAUAAUCAAUUGCCUAUAGUGGACAAAAAACAGUGGGAAUGCAAAUACUGAAAUAUCUUACAGAUCAUCUCGCCAUCAUCAUGUACAGAAUAACCUGACUUUUUGUGUGUGUGUGUGUGUCCGUCCAUGUGUGUGUAUCCCCAGACAACCCGCGGUCCCUGCAGCACCAGUGUCGUUUGGUCAUUAGGAGACAGAUGACCCCUAGGAGACUGAAUGACCCUGAAGUCAUGGCUGCCGUACCGUUCCCCCCGACACUCAAACACUACCUCACCUACAGGGAGUACAACGAGUAUGGUGGGUCGGCAGCCUCACACUCA